Messenger RNA from Candidula unifasciata, 2885 nucleotides. The record is from the annotation of a GenBank genome assembly. NCBI's taxonomy places the organism in Eukaryota, Metazoa, Mollusca, Gastropoda, Stylommatophora, Geomitridae.
GUCUUGGCGAUGCCUGGGGUCAGAGGUCACCCCCGAAGACUGCACUAGAAAAGGAACUGGGCUCUCAUUUAUUACAGACUCUAGACGGGUUCAUCUUUGUGGUGGCGCCUGAUGGCAAGAUCAUGUACAUCUCUGAAACAGCUUCUGUUCAUCUAGGACUGUCCCAGGUGGAGCUGACCGGAGGCAGUAUCUAUGAGUACAUCCACCCGGCCGACCACGAUGAGAUGACUGCCUUGCUGAACGUCCACCACCCUUACCACACGCAUAUACUGCAAGAUGUUGAAAUAGAAAGAUCGUUUUUCUUGAGAAUGAAAUGCGUCCUGGCCAAGAGAAACGCCGGUCUUACUUCAGGGGGUUACAAGGUGAGUACUCUCUAUUGUUUUGUUUUUUCCACAUCAUGUCUAAAAAAUAAAUUUUGUUUUCUUCAUUUUCUUUGCUUUCACCGACUUAUGUUCCGAGCUUCACUGGAUCUCAAGCUGAUAUUUCUGGACGCCAGGGUGGCGGCGUUGACAGGAUACGAGCCCCAAGAUCUCAUAGAGAAAACACUGUACCACUACAUCCAUGCUUGUGAUAUUCUGCAUAUGAGAUAUGCCCAUCAUACAUUGCUCCUGAAAGGUCAAGUAACCACGAGGUAUUAUAGGUUUAUGGCCAAAGACGGUGGCUGGGUUUGGAUGCAGAGCUACGCCACCAUUGUACACAACAGUCGCUCCAGUCGACCUCAUUGUAUUGUCAGCGUCAACUAUGUUCUAAGCGAGGUCAUGCACAAGGACGCACAGAUCCAAAUAGAACAGACCAUGUCUUCUAAAGAACUCUCGCCCUACUCUGCUAUGAAGAGCAGUAGCAGUACCAACAAUGGCGCCAACAAUAACAACAACAGCAACACGUGUGGCACAGGAAGCUCGGGUGGGAAGAUACGUCCUGCUAGAAACAAAUCCCGACGCUCACCCUAUCCACAAGUUUCAACGGAAGCAGUCCCUGAAUUUGGGUCUGAGUAUUCGUUAGAUAAAACGUCUAUGGAAUACGGGACACCUGAGAUUCCGUCCAUCCCACUGCAGCCAUACGCCAAUGUAAUGUACUCUAGCACACCCGAAAACAUAGCAGUGGAUCGAUAUAGUGCUCUAUAUUCUACACCGUAUCCCCACCAUGGUAUGGCAAUGUACAGAGAUGCUGCUUGUGUUUACUCUCCCUACCAGGCCACUGCCCAUGCACAUCAAAGAUAUCUAGAUAACAGAAGUCCCUACAGAACUUACGAAGAACGUUACUAUCCUGCUCGAGAUCCAGCAGCAUAUCCUGGUUACCUGUCAACUAACGCUGCUAUACAGAGCGCGGCCGCUGCAAGUACAUCGCGUCUAACCCAGCCUACAGAUACAAACCACGACGCCUCCAAAGCGUGCCUUGGCGGUCAGCAACAGUACGACUUCCGGUCCUCUGGAGGAGGUGGAGGAAGUAGCGGAGGCAGUGGAUGUGGAAGUUGUUCAAGAAGCAGCUCGCGGGAUGCUCCUUCGUACUCCGCCAUGAACUAUACGGCUCCAUUCAGUAACAGAUCUGAGUCUUCUGCUUCUGAAGUGGAUGUUGGUAGCGAAGAAUUCACAGAGAAACGCCAACAACACAAGAAACAUCAGCAGAAGAAACACAUGAAUCAACAACAACAACACUCCACUUCUCUAAGUCAACAAACACUAUCUCACCUACCUGAAACUUCCAGCGCAUCGUCCACUGGGGCUUUGUGUCGUGCUUUGGCCGAAAGUAUAAACGGUAAAAGCGAUGUCACUUCAUGCAGCAACAAAGCGGACUCAUACAGCAAAACGGCAGAGAUUUCUGCUACAGGAACUAUCCAGAAUAGUUCCCAGCCACACAGGGAGUCCGCUAUUCCUCAGUCGGUAAUCAUUCGUCGGACAUCUAGCGUUAGUGCAACAUUCUCCUCUACAGACAUCAACAGAACAACUUCCUCGUCUCCUGGUGUAGCAAACAGAAACAACUGCAAUGGAAAGAUGCCCAAGCCAUUACCCAUACAAAGUGAAGUUUCGUCGUCGCCCAGUGGUGCCAAGUUUGUUCCACAUUCAUCACCGUCUAAUGCAACAUUAUCAACUUCAUUAGCGUCGUCAAAUUCAGUAUCAUCUACGAUCCAUCAUCAUCACUCUCAAAUCCAGCAGGAACAUCAUCUAGGCAAUAAUUCACACCACUAUGUUCAAAAUCCCCAGCAUUCUCAUCAGACGGAAGUCAACAGUCAGACAGUGACUAAUAUACGAAAGACACCCGUGACUACAGGUGAUAUCAUGCAGUUGACUUCACCUUUAACUCAUAACGUUGAUAUACCCGUUCACGGGGAUAUAUCUAGUCACAAUGAGAAGCUUUACGAACUGUCCAGCGGAACUGGCCACGGCAACAAACUAUGUGACUUGACCUACCCAUCAAACGGGGUCAACGAUAAAUUUUUCGAAAUGUCGUUAUCAACUGGGGCAGCAACGAACAAAUAUUACGACAUGUCUUCCGGCUCCGCUAAUUUACUAUUCGACAUGACAUCCCCAAGUUCGAAACUCUACGAAAUGUCUUCAACAAACGCGAACAACAAACUUUACGAGAUGACAUCGGUUCAUCAUUCUGUGAAAAACUAUUACGACAUGUCCACCGGAAGUACACCAAGUAACAAAUUUUACGACAUGCGCCUGAUGCACGAUAAAAACAUGGCGACCACAGCAAAUGACUACAACACUUGUAUCAAAGCCGCGGCUUGCAGCUACGACAACUACGCCCAGGCGAGUGUGUAUCAAACAGCAGCCCUACAGGCGCAACGGUCAUACCCCGUGAUGCCACAGGCCGGGUAUACAAGUGUUAUAGUUGACCCCCAACAGUAUCACGUAGCCAAUGGGUACGCCGUUCACUGA